CGUCAAACGUCAAAUUUGACUUGCGAACGUAACGAAAGGAAAAAUUCUCGUUUCGCCUCAAUUGUAUAAAUAAUGAUUUGGUGUAUCGCGUCCCUAAUCCUCUCGACUGCUUUAAUCCUGGUUGGUUUUCUGCUGUCCGCUGCAGGAAGCUUGGAAAAACUUAAAGAAAAUUUUGGUAACACAUCGAAAACUACCCGACUCCCCAUAAUUACGCCCGACGGGCAGAUGGUUGACUCUGUCGAGGACCUAGAGCUUUUGAUAGAAGUUUUAGAACACGAAUUCGAAGAAAAAGAGAAGGAAAUUGAGUCCGCGAAAACUAAACAAGAGUCGGCAGCUCAGCGUUUGGAAAAACUGACAGACACUGUUACACAAAUGAAGAAAGGUUUCUUGAAACGAAAAAAGCAAAUAUCCAAAUCCGAAACUGAAUGUACCCAAUUGAAAAGCCAAAUCGAAGAUUACAAGGAACGUAAGAAACGCCUAAGAGAAGAAAUCAAUUCUAACCCGAAGCGCUACGACAAUGCUGUCGAUGAAUAUGAAAUUGUGAAGAACUUUACAGUCACGGACGCUUUGUAGAACUUCCUUAUUGCAUCUAAAAGUUUAAUGAUGGAUUUAAGAGGAGCCUAGCGGUCAAAUUACUUAUAAAUUUAAAUGUAAAAAUAAAAGAUUUACCUCGAAAGAGUCGACU
Molecule: messenger RNA, 685 nt
Organism: Cylas formicarius (sweet potato weevil)
Lineage: Eukaryota; Metazoa; Arthropoda; Insecta; Coleoptera; Brentidae
Product: filamin-A-interacting protein 1-like
Exons: 3
Coding region: 73-573 (166 amino acids)
Source: RefSeq, a predicted model, not a curated record